AUGGGAGUCCAACUCAAAGGAAAUGGCCAUGGGGAGCCACCUAUGAACCCUACCAUCGCGGUCCCUUUAUAUGUCGUCGGUGGACUCAUCGCCAUUUUGUUCGUUUGGAAAAGCGCCAUUCGCCUUCGACAUCGUCAGCGAUUAAAAAAGGCCCAAGCAGGAAAUGACCAAACACAGCUGUCACGGACGAAUGGCUUCAAUGCAGCCUUGAAGAAGCACUUCCUAUAUGCUCCAAUCUGGGGUAAUCGUCAUAGUCGCGAAUUCCGCUUCCUCAGACUUCACAUGGGUUCGCUUCCACUGCGACUGGAAGUGAUCUGCCUUUUGAUAUACCUCGGCUUGAACAUCAUCUUCAUCAUCGUGACAGUUGAUUGGUGGAUCAGUGACUACUCCUUGAAGAUGUUCCAGCUCAAGUACUCGGCCGGCCAUCUUGCGGUCAUGAACACGCCGGGUCUGGUCCUGAGUGCUGGGCGGAACAACCCACUGAUUCAGCUUCUUGGCAUCUCUUUUGAUGGCUUCAACUAUAUGCAUCGCUGGGUAGGACGUGUGAUUGCUGCCAAUGCGGUGGUCCACAUGAGUGCAGUGCUGGUUAAUCAGGCUUAUAUGCACGGUACAGAGCAUGUUCUUUAUGUCAUCUGGCAACAACGCCUCUAUAUUUGUGGCCUGGUGGCUAUCCUCGGAUUUCUCUUCAUUGUUGUUCAAUCCUUGUCACCGUCCCGACAUGCAUUCUACGAAUUGUUCCUUCACCUGCACAUCGCCUUGGCAGUGAUGUCUUUCGUUGCUCUCUGGUACCACCUAAAGAAUCUCUUGCAACAGCAAGUGCUUCUAGGCACACUGAUACUAUGGGGUCUUGAUCGUGCAGGUCGGCUAGGCAUCUUACUCUGGAGAAAUAUCGGCAGAAAACCCACAACUGCCACUAUUGAAGCUUUGCCUGGGUCUGUAGCCCGUGUUGAUGUGGCCGUUUCCCGAGCCUGGCGCUUCCGCCCUGGUCAGUACAUGUAUCUUUACAUGCCGUGCUUGGGCUUGUGGACAUCACAUCCCUUCACGGUUGCAUGGACAUCUACUAGCUCAGAUUCCCUGAAAUUCGGCGAGAAGCGCGGUUCAAGUGAUUCAUUGAUGGCUCUCAUUGGAGGGUCAGAAACUACUACCAUGUCUGUCCUAAUCAAGGGACAGGAUGGAUUUACGAAGAAGCUUAUUCAGAAAGCGGAAGACUCCGCCGACGGACGAAUCCAAGCUAUGGCCUUGGCAGAGGGACCAUUUGGCGGCGUUCAUUCCUUGAACUCAUAUGGCACUUUGCUUUUGAUCGCUGGUGGUAUUGGCAUCACCCAUCCAAUGUCAUACCUUAAUGAGGUCGUCGGCACCUUCGCCGAGCAGAAAACAGCUACACGCAAGGUGCAUCUGGUCUGGAUCGUUCGCAGUCUAGACCACCUCACAUGGAUUCAAAAAUUCAUGGAAGACAUCCUUGGCCACGAGUCCUUGUCAAGUCCAAUGAACCAAAACGGCCACUCAUACUUCCAGUUUCCAAAGCUACUGCUCUCCAUCAGUCUUCACAUUACAGCACACAAGGACACAGUGGAAGAAUAUAUUCCCAUGCCAUCUACACCAUGGACGCAAUGCGCCCCUGCAAGCGUGCCAGUCAGCAUCCACCAUGGCAAGCCAUGUAUACAAACUGUCUUGGAAAAAGAAAAGGCAGAGCAAAUAGGUGCCAUGGCGGUGAGCGUCUGCGGUCCUGGUGGCCUGGGCGAUAGUGUGCGUGAAGCUGUAAGGAACGUGCAAGGCGAGAAAACGGUUGAUCUGUUCGAAGAGGCUUUCUCGUGGUAG
Molecule: messenger RNA, 1818 nt
Organism: Penicillium nucicola
Lineage: Eukaryota; Fungi; Ascomycota; Eurotiomycetes; Eurotiales; Aspergillaceae
Product: ferric reductase family protein
Exons: 5
Coding region: 1-1818 (605 amino acids)
Biological process (GO): copper ion import; iron ion transport; intracellular iron ion homeostasis
Cellular component (GO): plasma membrane
Molecular function (GO): ferric-chelate reductase activity
Source: RefSeq, a predicted model, not a curated record